GUUCAUUUCGGGCAUUUGUUAUGGUUGGUUGUAUCGUUCGAGAGCAGCGCGCAUGUGAGCUCACUUCUACUCGGGAUAAGGAACCGUGCUAAGAGUCAACACGUUUUUUUUUGUCGGCGUGAGAAACGACCAGACACCGACAGAUUGUCAUUUUGGUAAAUUUAUUGCUGACUCGUUUUGUCUCAUAAUAUCAUGAGAAUUUUGUGAGUAAGAUUAAAGUGCUUCGAAUAGAUCAGUGAAAUUGAAGAAACCAAAUCUCAGAAAAUGCAUCUCUCACGUGGAUUAGCUUGCAGCCCGAAGAUGUCGUUGAUGUCGGUCCUGUUUUGCUUGUUGGCCCUUUCGUUCAAAUUGGGCGUGGAGUCCAAAAGCGUUGACCAGCAGGAACUGCCCAGCUGUGAUCACGUCCAUAGUUUCUUCUCGUCGAUCAACGUUACAAGCAAGCCGCCAUACACAAAUCAAGGCAAUGUUUGCGGCGGUUCCUGCUGUGAUAACCAAGUGGAAAGUCAACUGGAGGCGAAAGCGAUGAAAAAUUUCGAACGACUAGUCAAACACCACACCCGCCACCAGAGGGGCCACUGGGAGCAGACGGCCAACAUGUAUCGGGAUUACCUGUUGCAGCUCUCCCGUCAAUCUGAGAACAAAACGCUCAAUUUGUUCGCAACCGUGUACCAAAAGAUGUCCCCACUGUCGCGGGACCCGAUUCUGGAGCUGUACGGCACCGUCCGGAAUCACCUGACGUCGACGUCCUACGCCGACGAUCUGGAACUAGUCACCGACAAAUUCUUCCGGGAUCUGUUCCCGGUGGCGUAUCACCAUGCGGUGGUCCAUGCCGAUAAGGACGUCGAUUUCCAUAGCGAUUACAAAAAUUGUCUCACUCACACGUACGAUGAUCUGAAACCGUUCGGCAACAUUCCUCAGAUGCUUUCCAGUUCGUUGGUGGCCAGUGUCAGUGCUGCCAGUGUGCUGCUGCGGGUACUCAGAGAGGGAGCCGAAGUACUCCACAAGCUGGACGGCCUUGGAACGGAAAAUCUACAGCCGUCCUGCAAGGCUGCUCUACUCAAAAUGAACUACUGCGCUAGCUGUAAGGGACGCAAUCAUAACCACGCCAAGCCCUGUGCCGGAUUGUGCAAAAAUGUCAUGAGGGGUUGUCUGAUGCAGUACAUCGGUAUCCUAAACCAGGAUUGGUACACAUUCACCGAAGCCGUUCUACCGCUGAUUAAUACGGUUCGUUCGGCUGAUGGCAUCGAAGCCGAGGUCAAAGCACUGGAUGGAAAACUGUCUAAUGCCAUUAUGCACGCAAUGGAAAAUGGGCCCCAGCUAGAGCUGAAGGUCAAGAAAGCGUGCGGAAUGCCCUCGCUAAUACACACCGAUGCCCUGGCCGGAGCAUACGAAUCUACGGCACCGAACGCCUUGCUACAACACAACAAGUGGAUCCUGGCGCCCAACAACGAAAUGCUACAGUUCGAGAUGACCAUCGACAAAAAUAAGGAUCUGUUCAUGCAGCUGUCAUCGACGCUUUGCGAAGAUGAAGAGUACCACCACAGUAACGAGAACUGCUGGACCGGCACGUACUUUGGAGAUUAUACGCACGAUAGUGCACCGACGAUGUCGCAGAAGUACAACCCCGAAGUGCCAUACAGCAGCAGCAACGAGCAGUUCCCACGGGACAGUCGGUUACAGGUGUUGAUCGAUAAACUGAUCAAUUUGAAAAAUGUAGCCACCAAAGCGGUUUCCAACAACGCCUUCAAGAGUGAUACAGAUAAAAUGCUGUCCGAUAUGGCUGAAGGUUCUGGCGAUCACUACCGGGAAGACUACGACUCCAACGAAGACGACGAGUACAGCGAGAAUGGCUCUGGAUCUGGAGAAGGUCCUCGCCGAGUCGAUAUCAUUAACGUACCGACCAGCAACUUUACACCAACGGCUGGUAAGCCAAGUAAUUCCAACCGAAUCUCCGUGUCGAGUGCCCUGUUGAUGACAUGCUCGGUGAUCCUGCUGGCGGGGUUGGCCGGCUCCAGCAGGCACUAAUGCAGCACAUCCUCCUGGCCCUUCCAGGUUCCAAUGAGCCGCUCCUCAACCUCAGGAGGGCACGCUUUUUCGUACUCGUUGUCUUCUUUCGUCUCAUUAACUACUUCAUUCAGGAAAUCGCGCAGAGAAACUCACACGCACAUGUCCCCGUUGAUCGCUUGUACUCCGGUUCAGGACAACGCGUGCUCGUGUUCAUUAACGCGUCAAAGUCAAAUCGUAGGAUUGUAAAAUUAUAAGUAGUUAACUAGGAAUUAACAAAUCUACUCGUAUAGCAAUGAUGUAAAUCAAUUGUGCACGUGGAUGUGACCCCUUGUCGUCAGCCAGAGAGGGUCCAUGGUGGAAAUACGUCGAAUGCUCUGGAAUGGCAUUUGAUUGUAGCCCCGAAAUAUGAUUUCAGCCAGAACACAAAACCUAAACUAAUGUUUGCAGAAGAAAAGAAAGGAAAGCUCAAGCAAUAAGUUGAUACUCUUUGUUCUACUUAAAACAUUCGUGAAAACAAGUAUACCAAAACUACUUGCGUCCGGAAAAUUGUUGUUUUGUUUUCUUCCCUUUUGUGUAAAGAGUCAGAAACCAAUUGUGAAAGUGUACAAAUUUUACCAAGCAAAGAAAGCAAAGCCAACCAUUCUAAUCUCAUUUAGCCCCUACUUGAGCCAAGUUAUGUAUUUUACAAAAGAAAAAACACCUCCUUAUUAGAGUUACAAGCUAGUAUCGCAUUCAGAACAACCAAGUCGCCAUAUUUAAUUAAAUGAUAACAUACAAUACCCUUAGUUAGGUAACAAACGCAAUCAGAUAUCAGCCCCGACAAUACUACAGGAUGAACCAUUCGAUUUGUUUUCAGCUCAAUCGUCGACGUUUUUGUGAAUAUUUCAAAUGUUCGAACUACUUUUUCACUUUCAAUUCAAAUGUUUUUUUGAGAAAUACUCUGAAAAAAUUGCGCAUAGACUUGCACCAAGCACAAUAACGUAAUGUACCUCUGUAAAUGUAUGCUAACGUCCGCGAAAAUUCCGACGACUGAACUUUUUUCAUAUCAUUUGAUUCAUCAAAUAAAUAUAUUCUUUAAAAGCAUCGUACUGAGCAUUGUAAGCUGCAUAGUUUAACCAAUUACUUACUUUCUUUUUUCCCCUGGUAAAAUCCUAAAAAAAGAACGCAAUUUUCCUCUAAUCAACUAAAUACUAAAACAAAUAUGGUACUGUAGUUAGAAAACUUUUAAAUGAAAGCAUGUCUGCUUUGUUCAAUUUCAGUUUAAGAAGUAAAAAAACACUAUGCUAGUGGAUCCCAAUUGUAAAUAGUUUCCCGAUAAUAUUUGUGCUAAGCUGAACGCCGAGAGAUAAGGUGAUUCAAAGGAAAAAAAACUAAUUGCUAGUUAACACAAUUAUGUAAAAAAGAAAUGAAAAACGACCAUUUCGAAUGGAACGGCAAACGACCACUAUUUCGUGAGAGUAGGAAAGCAGUUUUCGAUUUAACCAAAAAUACGAAACCAUAAAACCGAAAAACUCCCAGUUGUCGACGUGUGCAAAGUAUUAAAAUUGUGCGCCUGGUGCUCUCAGUUUUUGCUGCCUAAUGUUUUUGAACGAAAAAAGAGAAUCAAUUCCGAAAUGGAUGGUUUUUAGGAAGGCAAAGCAGGUGUUUGGGAAUCUACUGUUUUGGUAAUGUUAUAACAAAGAAUAUAAGAAUAUAAAAGAAUAUAAGAAUAUAAAAUCGAAAAUCGGAAACAUUUCAAUAAGUUGACACAAUUCAACGUAACUCUAAAACAUUGAUGUACUACGUACUUUAGUUUAUUCGAAAACCUUCUUCAGGAUCUACUUCGCUGGCAGUCAAAUUUUGGUCCGUUUGUGAACCCAAGCCCAUUUGCUGACUUUUAAACCCACAACAAAACAUAAAUUUGCUUUUUAAAAUUUCGAAAUAUUAGUCUUUGCAGAAAGAACUGAUGCGUUCCAUGUUUACAAAGUAUACAAGUCAAACAAGUUUACGAAGAAGAUCCUCCAAUUUUGAAAUAUUAAAAUACACAGAGUAUAACUUCCUCGACAUUUUUCAAAUCGUGACAUAUUAAAUGAGUUGACCUAUGAACAAAUAUCCAAUAGUAUUCACUGAGACAAUACCAAACACUAGAGUUCCAAAAAUUUACAUCGUCAAAAUUAUCACAAAACCCGAGCAACACACAUGUUACAGUAGUCAUAGCAGCAUACAUAAUAUUAUGACCAGAUUGAGUUUUAACUAAGAUGCUGUAAUCAAAACCAUAUAAGGUGUGUUGCUAGGGAUGGUUAAAAUGAUCAUCAAAUUGACGAUCUGAAUCUACUAUGCCCUCUUAAAAAGCUCCCCUUCCGGAAAACACCCGUUUACCAAUACCAGCAAUACUCAACCAAGCCAUCAAUCAAUAUCGUGGUGGUAUUCAUACUUCAUCUAGGAAGAGGAAAGCAUUGUGAAUGCACACAUUACAGCAGCAGCAAUAUUAUUUCUCAAAGUCAAGUUACCAAUCAACAAAAACUCUAAAAGCAACAAAUCUCAAUAAUCGAUUCGAAAAAAAACUGGAUUUUCUUGAACCUAGAUGAACGAGACAGAAAAAUAAAACAAUAUUCUCAACCAAUUAUGAACGAUACUGAAUGGGGCUAUCUUCUGCCUAAUAGGUACAUAAUGAUCAGAAUAAAAUGAAGAGCACAUUGAAAAUGAUCUGACAGAGAACAGAAGGAAAAAAACGCGCAAAUCCGCAUUAUUGCCCCCAUUUGCGACCAUAAAUUUGAACGCAAAACGGCUUGAAUGAUAGAAACAAGCAACCAAACAGACUAUCGACGAGAACUAAGCGUGAAAAAAUGAUUGUGUUUGAACUAUCUGUGAUUGAGCUAAGGAAGAACAUGUAUAGGAAAGCGAAGCGAGAGAAAACAGUUACAGAACUGUAUGUAUGUAAUAAGGUAAGAGCUACGUGAAUCUGUAAGUGAAGAACCCCCACCCCCUAUCAACCCUUUUUCAAACAGGGGGUGAUUGGGUGUGGAACGAAAGUCGCCCCCCAAAGGCGAUCAAGAGAAAAGAACUAUACUAAUUUAUUGUUAUUGAAUUGUUGUUUAACGAUACGAUGCGGUGGAGAUGCAGUUUUCCAUCGCUCAUCGUCUUCAAAGCGAAAGAGUUUAAUCAUUUUCCUAUAGGUCAGCGUGGCAGCUGGUGCUUUCCUUCGGUCCCCCCGGUUGGCUUCCAGUGAUAAUUUUUUAGGUUUAGGUGUUGAUUUUUCCAAAAUUUCAGUCAAAAUUUUCCUUUCCGCAGAGAUGUCGCAGGCGUAGUAAGUAGAUAUGAUCGAAGGAAAGCAUCUGGUGUUGAGUCCCCUGAUUAUUUGUACUUUCUGUAACACACAAACCAUGCAUAACGAUCCGAUAGAUAACGUACAUAAAAACACGUGAACCGACGUGCAAAAGAAGCGUAGCAGUUCUUUGUUCUUGCAAGUUGAAUUGUUUUUUGCUCAUGCAAAUCAAAGAGACAUAAGGCAGCGUAAAGAACAAAUAUUAGUUGGAGAAUUGUAUUUAUAUAAUAAAUACAGCAGGAAAACAGGAAUAAUAUAUUUAAAAACAGAAAAUUAACUG
Aedes aegypti (yellow fever mosquito) is the source of this 5591-nucleotide messenger RNA. RefSeq names its product division abnormally delayed protein (gene dally). Gene Ontology annotation, biological process: regulation of protein localization to membrane; positive regulation of canonical Wnt signaling pathway; cell migration. The transcript is spliced from 9 exons. Gene Ontology annotation, cellular component: plasma membrane; extracellular region; cell surface. The record is from RefSeq and is a predicted model, not a curated record. The coding region runs from base 265 to 2025 and encodes 586 amino acids. Lineage: Eukaryota; Metazoa; Arthropoda; Insecta; Diptera; Culicidae.